Molecule: messenger RNA, 1554 nt
Organism: Tripterygium wilfordii
Lineage: Eukaryota; Viridiplantae; Streptophyta; Magnoliopsida; Celastrales; Celastraceae
Product: two-component response regulator ARR17-like
Exons: 11
Coding region: 795-1253 (152 amino acids)
Biological process (GO): cytokinin-activated signaling pathway; phosphorelay signal transduction system
Source: RefSeq, a predicted model, not a curated record
UCGAUCAAACCUCGUCUGUCUGACCAACACUGAGAAAGAAAACCCCACACACAGAGAAGAGAUUGCUUUGGCAAGAAAAUAUAAUGGGAAAGGAAGGAACUGAUGGGGUCAUCUCUCUGUAGGCAGCUCUCCUUGGAUCCUGGACCUUGUGGAGAAUGAUAUCAAGGGCGUGUACAGAAAAGUUUUGAAGUCCUCCGGAAAUGAGGAUGCUUUAAAAUAUAAUGAUGAGACCUUGAAGUGGGUAUGGUACUAUCGUUUGCUGAGAGUUUUCCAGACAACUCAAAGGAAUGUGUUGGGGCGCUCUUAAUUGGUGAAUGAAGACUUGGCUCAAAAUUCUGUUCUCCUGGGCAAUGGAUUCACGCCUUCUGUGGCUGACAGUAUUGUUUUAUCAGCAAUACACUCUGCGGUGCUGGUGCUUGCGCUCCUAAUGAUGAUCAUACCGUGGUAGAGCCUUUGCUUCCUCCAGAAGGGGCCAAAGUUGGGGGAAGGUGUUUCAUUUUCUGGGUAAGCUUGGAUUGACGGAAAACCAGAGGAUGUUUUGAACCCAAGAAAGGAACAGCUAGAAAAGAUUGCACCGCAUCUUUUCUCCAAUGACAAGGGAGUUGCAACAUUCAAGGGAAUACCAUUUAUGACUUCUGGCUGGCCAUGCAAAUCGUCCAUUCCAAAGGCAAGCAUCAACUGAAUAACCAAUUGGCCAUGCAGGCAAUGUGGCUCUUUUGUUGUUUCUUCUGUUACCGGAAGGACUGCUCUUUACUUUGGCCUUUUUUGAGUUAUUGCUUGGGAGAGGAGGUGUUAUGUCUGGCUCUUCAUCAAAGGAGAAGGUUGUGAUGGACAAUGGAAAUGUACCCCAUGUUUUAGCUGUCGAUGACAAUCUCGUCGAUCGCAAGCUGGUCGAAAGAUUACUCAAAAGCUCAUCCUGUAAAGUGACUACUGCAGAAAAUGGACUGCGGGCAUUGGAGUAUUUGGGCUUGGGAGGUGAUGAACAAAAUACCUUGGAUGGAAAUAAUGCAUCAAAAGUGAAUCUGAUUAUCACAGAUUAUUGUAUGCCAGGAAUGACAGGCUAUGAGUUGCUCAAGAAAAUAAAAGAGUCACAAAUCACAAAGGAGGUUCCAGUUGUUAUUGUGUCAUCUGAGAAUGUCCCUACUCGUAUUAAUCAGUGCUUAGAAGAAGGAGCACAAAUGUUCAUGCUGAAGCCUCUCAAAAAGUCUGAUGUGAAGAAACUAAGAUGUCAUUUGAUGAAUUGCAGAAGCUGAAGAGAAAACCCACAAUGACUGAAAGUAUCAGAAAGACAACCCUGUAAAAACAUAAUCAGGGUGAGACAAGAACAUGUCAGAGAAUAGAAGCAGCAGGACAUUUCAAUGUCCAUUCCAAUUUUUUUCUUUGAUCACUUCAGAAAAUAAAAAUUACCCUAUUAACCGCAAACUUUGUUUUUUUUGCUCACCAAUGGAUAUUAACAGAAUUUUAUUUUGCUCCACUUGACUUAUGUUUCAUUCUCAAGCAUUCAUGACUGUCAUUGUCUAGAUGAAUAUAUGGAGAUACAAAAUCUCAUGCAUA